Molecule: messenger RNA, 1335 nt
Organism: Thyridium curvatum
Lineage: Eukaryota; Fungi; Ascomycota; Sordariomycetes; Thyridiales; Thyridiaceae
Exons: 3
Coding region: 1-1335 (444 amino acids)
Biological process (GO): transcription initiation at RNA polymerase II promoter; transcription open complex formation at RNA polymerase II promoter
Cellular component (GO): transcription factor TFIIE complex
Source: RefSeq, a predicted model, not a curated record
AUGGACCUCGCAAAGCAACUUCUCCGCACGGUGAUGCGAGCCUUCUACGAAACCCGACACAUCCUCGUCAUCGACGCCCUCGUUCUUCACUCUGCAUUGCGCGAUGAUGACUUGGCAUAUCUGAUGAGCAUGAACACCAAAGACCUGCACAAGCUCUGCGCCUUCUUGCGAGACGCUCGAUGCCUGGCAGUACACUCCCGACCCGAGAAGGCGAGCGAGACUGCACGGCCCGUCAACCGGAUAUACUACUACAUCGAUUACCGGCAAACGAUUGAUGCUAUCAAAUGGCGCGUCUAUAAGAUGGACAAGGACAUGCAAGGCACAACGGUCCCGGCCAGCGAGAAGAAGGAGUACUUCUGCCCCCGGUGCAAGGCAGAAUGGACACAGAUGCAGGUUCUCGACAACUGGGGCCCAACCGGCUUCCUUUGUCACAGGUGCGGAUCCGUCUUGACCCACGACGUCGAGCGACAGUCGACCGGCCACCAAAAGAGCACUCGUAUGCACAACCAGUUCAAGUUUAUCACCGACCUCCUACCGCGUAUCGAUUCGGUCUUUAUCCCGGACAACAACUUCGAUGUCGCAUUCAACUCGAGGCUGAAAGUCGUCCGCGAUGCGCAGCACCAGAUUGCUCAGACGAUCGCCGUUGACCCGGCAAGACCUACCGCCGUCAAGGGCCUCGCUAACACCGGCCCGACGUCCAUGUCUGUCAUUGUCAACAAGGGAGAUGGCCCGUCAGAAGAAGAGAAGGAAGCAGAGCGGCUUCGUAAGGAGAAGCUUGCCAAGCAAAACGAACUCCCUGCCUGGAUGGAGAGGAGUACGAUUGACGGCGCCUCGUACAAGGUCGAUGGGACGUCCGUCGGUGCCAUCAGAAACGAUACCACCGACGUCAAGGAUCCGAACCUCAAGUCGCACGUGGACGACCAGGACAGCUCCGAGAUGGCCAGCAUCUUUGCCCGCAUCAAGGAGCAGGCCGCAGAAGAGGCGGCCAGAAAGGCCAGGGAUGAGGAAGAGGGCGUGACUGACGACGAGGACGAGGACGAAGACGAGUUUGAGGAUGUAGAUGUCGCGACCGGUAGCAACUCGGCUGUUGGAACACCGGCGAGCACGGCCGGCGCGCUGGCGCCCACCUCGGUGCCCGCCGUGCCCUCGCCGCUCCGCCAGUCGAACCUCAAGCGGGAAGCAUCCAGCGGGGAUAGUACACCGGCUGGGGGCAACACGCCGGGUGCAGAGGACCGUCCGGUCAAGAAGGUGAAGGUGGAAGAGCCUCCUGCGGCGGCCGUCAAGGCCGAAGAGGCCGACAGUGAUGAGGAUGACCUGGAGUUUGAAGACGUUUAG